GCAUGUUGAAAACGCACAUGAUCCCCAGCUGUGACUUUUAUAAACAGCUGCAGUUGAACCGGUCGCGUCUUUGACCCGCACAUCUUGAUUCAUGGCCUUUUCUCGCCACAUAUUCAUCCUGGCGCUUGUCGCAGGAUGCCUCCUCCCUUCUGGUGUCCAGGCUCUCUGGCCUAUCCCAACUACUCUCGAGACCGGGAUGACCGCCCUCAAAAUCUCCCCCUCAUUCUCCUUUGACGUGCAGAUUGAAGACGCGCCGUCGGAUUUACUUGACGCGGUUGCGGAAUCACAGUACUAUCUCGAAAAUGAUAAACUUGGACGUCUCGUCGUAGGCCGCGGCGCGAAUGACACUACUGCGCUUGCUAGCGCGAUGACGCUUUCAAACUUGACGCUGUCUCUCACCAGUGGGGCUACUGUAGAUUCCAUUUCUUCUGAAGCUAUCAAGCCCCUUGGAACCCGUAGUGAGGAGUACGCACUGACGAUUCCAGCAGACGGCUCGGCUGCUACUUUGACCGCAAACUCGACGUUGGGUCUGUACAGAGGUCUCACUACUUUCAAUCAGCUUUUCUACUACUAUGGAGGAGUAAUUUACACUUUAAUUGCCCCGAUCGCUAUCACGGACACUCCUGCAUAUCCUUUCCGAGGAUUGACACUGGAUACCUCGAGGAACUACUAUCCGGUCAGUGAUCUUCUACGAACUUUGGAUGCGAUGAGCUGGGUCAAGAUCAACACUUUCCACUGGCAUAUCACGGACAGUCAGAGUUUUCCGCUUGAAGUUGUACAGUACCCCGAGAUUACUAUCAACGGUGCAUACUCUCCUCAAGAAGUUUACACAGCGAGUGAUGUCCAAUACAUCGUGCAGUAUGCUGCUGCAAGAGGUAUCGAUGUUUUGAUGGAAAUCGAUACACCCGGCCACACCGCUAUCAUUGGGGCUACUUACCCCGAUUAUGUUGCGUGCUUCGACGCUGCUCCGUGGGCAGACUUUGCCAACGAGCCCCCUGCCGGCCAGCUUCGUUUUGCACUCCCAGAGGUCAUGAACUUCACUGCUUCCUUGCUCAGCGAUGUCGCAAAGACCCUGCCUUCGUCCUACUUCAGCACCGGCGGUGAUGAACUUAACACGAACUGUUAUACCGACGACUACCCCACGCAGCAGCAGCUCAACAGCACCGGAACGACGCUGAACGAUGCUCUUGACACGUUCACACAGUCCACUCACGGUGCGCUGAUUGCCCAGGGAAAGACACCUGUCGUAUGGGAAGAAAUGGUCCUCGACUGGAAUAUUACGCUUUCAAACGAGACUAUUGUGAUGAUUUGGAUUUCUUCUGCAGAUGCUGCAGCGGUGGUAGAAAAGGGUUUCAGGAUCAUCCAAGCACCAUCAAAUUACUUCUACCUGGAUUGUGGUGCUGGUGAAUGGUUGGGAGACGACCCAACUGGAAAUAGCUGGUGCGACCCCUUCAAGACCUGGUCCGAGUCAUAUACCUUUGAUCCGUUGGCAAACUUGACCGAGGCGCAGUACGGACUUGUUCUCGGAGGCGAGCAAUGUCUAUGGAGUGAGCAGUCUGGUCCCCAAAACGUCGACCCGAUUGUGUGGCCACGUGCUGCAUCAUCAGCAGAAAUUUUCUGGAGUGCUAAGCAGCCCACUGGCGCUGCACUCAACGUCACCGAGGCACUUCCUCGUUUGCAUGAUGUCAGGUACAGGAUGGUGCAGCGCGGCAUCAAUGCCAUCCCACUUCAGCCGCAGUGGUGUGCGCUCCGACCAGACGCAUGUGAUCUGUAUGCUUGAUUUAGAACUUGAUGGGAACUCUACUCGAUUUUGGAUCUUUUCACGAUUGGUUUUGGCGUCAAUCAUUUUGCUCCGUCGCUCAGCUCUCAUUCACCAACAACCUGACUUAUGUAGCGAAAUGGAAGUUGACGAGAUGUUCGAAGUGAUGCACUGAACAAC
Messenger RNA from Suillus subaureus, 1939 nucleotides. Its product is annotated as glycoside hydrolase family 20 protein. Gene Ontology annotation, cellular component: membrane. Bases 92 to 1780 code for a protein of 562 amino acids. Lineage: Eukaryota; Fungi; Basidiomycota; Agaricomycetes; Boletales; Suillaceae. The record is from RefSeq and is a predicted model, not a curated record. Gene Ontology annotation, biological process: carbohydrate metabolic process; glycosaminoglycan metabolic process. The transcript has 12 exons. Gene Ontology annotation, molecular function: beta-N-acetylhexosaminidase activity.